UCCACUGACGAAGGCGGGCCGCGCAGCAGCUGAGGAGGAGGAGGAGGAGGAGGCGAGGAGGAGGAGGAGGAGCCGGGCUCAGGCAGGCGGGCAGGGAGGAGGAGGGCCAGUCGCGCCGCAGCCUCCGACGCAGCAGCAGCAGCAGCUCCAGACGCGCCGCCGCUGCUGUCUGCCUGGCGGGCGAUGCGAGCCUGAGUCCCCCGCCCAGCUCCCCCCUUAGGCGCCAGGAGCCCCCCCCCCCUCGCGAGCGGCGCAGUUCCUCACCAUGAGCGGAGUAUUGAAACGGAAAUAUGACGAGCUGGAAGACGACGCCCCCUAUUCCUCCUCCUCUUCCUCCUCCUCCCCUUUCUCUUCCUCCUCGGCUUCUUCAGGCUGGGAAUCGGAUGACGAAAACGCCCGAGGAGACAUCAAGCCCGGCCCGGCCCUGAAUGCCAACUUCACUCCGACGUCUAUCCUGAAGAAGAGCAAGCGCCUCAAGAGGAACACCGUGGAGUUUGACCGCGUCACCGUCUUCUACUUCCCGCGCUGCCAGGGCUUCACCAGCGUGCCCAGUCGCGGCGGCUGCACCCUGGGCAUGGUCAACCGGCACAGCUUCUCCAGGGAGUUCACCCUGGCGGAGUUCUCCGCCGAGCAGGAGGCCGUCCGGCGGGAGAAGCUGAAGGAGCGGUUGAAAGAGGAGAAGCUGGAAGCCCUCAAGUGGAAACUGACUAUGAACGGUACGAAAGAGUCGGAGGAGGCCAACCAGCUGACGACGGAAGACAUCUCCGACGACGACAUCGAGCUCGGCAGCGUAGAGCCGGAGGACGGCUUCUUCCUCCAGCCCUACGCGGCCAAGAAGAGGCGGGCCCUGCUCAAGGCCCUGGGCGUCAAGAAGGUCGACAAGGAGGAGAAGCGGGAACUGCACAGCAUCCGCCUCUCCCGGGAAGACUGCGGCUGCAACUGCCAGGAGUUCUGCGACCCGGAAACAUGCAGCUGCAGCUUGGUGGGAAUCAAGUGCCAGAUGGACCACACAUCGUUUCCUUGCGGCUGCACAAAAGACGGCUGCGGGAACACGGAAGGGCGCAUAGAGUUCAACCAGGCCCGAGUGCAGACGCACUUCAUCCACACCAUCAUGAAGCUGGAGCUGGAGAAGAACCAGCAGAGCAGCGAGAGAAACGCGGAGCCGGAGCCGCCCUUCCCAGACAGGCUCCACCCCUUCGGGUGUCCGGUAGGCAAGGGGGCGUUCGAGGAGCGGACUCCUCCCCUGGCGCCCGCCUUCCAGUUCAACAUGGACUUGGAGGCGCUCGGCGAGAACAGCUGCAGCAGCGACAUGACAGACUCUUCGGCAUCGUCCAGUCAGAGCGAGGAUCUGGAAGAGCUGUACGAGGCCGUCCCGUCGGAGAAGUCGCAGUCGGACGUCGACGACGACGGCCUGGCCCGGAUACUCCACUUCAACGAUUCCGACGCGGAAGAGGAAAGCGGGGCCCGAAGCAGCGUCCAAGAUAACCUGAGCUCGUUCCACCCGACAGACUUCUUCAGUGCGGAUGUCGUUGGCCACCCUGUCGCGGGAGCCCCCGAGAAGCUCGGCCCCGGGAGCGCUUUCAGCCAUUUGCCCAACAUCACCGAAUGUUUGGAUGAAAACGCCAACCAGGGCGCCAGCUGCUUUUUGGAGGACGCUGCCGCCGGGGCGCUGUGUGGGGGCACCUUGUGCUGCCCGCCAUCCUCGGCGGAGCAGUGCUCCCGGAACUACAUGGACUUGAGUCUCUCCUCAGACUCCCUGGAUUUCUUCCAGUCGUUUUCAGAUUACAACUUGGGACCUCUUUAUAAUUCCUUGAAGGAGUACGAAAACCUUGACAACUUUUCGGCCUUGCAUCUCCAGUUGCCGAAUUUCCCCAACAUGCCGCAGGUAGGGGACCAGGGCGCCUGCUUUUUAGAGUCUUUGAUUGGCUUGUCUGAAUCUGUCCCAGAAACCCCAGCGCCUUUUACAGACAAUCAGCUUUUGGAAGAUGCCAUGAAAUCAUCGCUGAUGGAGACUGUAAAGGUCUAAAUUUGACCGUGGGAGGGGGCCUCCCCUGUGGAAACUUUUUAAGUGCUUAAUUAAAUAAGCAGGCCUUCCUGCCAGAGAAGGACAUGUUCCCGAGAGCUUUUGGAGCAAGCAAACGUUUGUUUGUUUGUUAUUUUUUUCCCCCGAACACUUUGAAUUCCUGCAGUUACAAUCAGUUUUCUUACUGUUUUGUGCAAAAACCCUUCGCCUUUUCAUGGCGUUCGUGGGGUGGGGACAGGGGGUGGGUGGGGGGCAGAAGAUAGCGUUUGCAAAACUAUCGGAAUUUACCUGCAUUUUGUAUACGGGGGCAGGGGAGUCCUUUAUAGAAAUUAUGUUUAGAAGUUCCUUACGUUUAACAUUGUGGGCCAACCACAGAGCACCUUCUGACAACAUUGACGAUGUUGGCGGGCAAUUUCUCAAGUUACUUUGGGAUUUAUAUCUAUAUAUUUAUUGUGCAAACGAUUUGCUUGAGAGCUAGCUCUCACUUAAACGGGAAAACGUUUACAGAAAAAACAACAACCACCCAUACGCUAUUAUAUACAUAGCCAUUCUUUCCUUCCUAUUUAUUGCAAAUUUCCUCCAAUUUUUAAUAGCCACAGAAGCUUGAACAGAGCAUGAAAUCUUUAUUUAAAUUGGUAAUACCUCAGAUGUAUUAUGUGUACAAUCAUAUUUGUUUGUUUUUUUGCAUAAUAUAUCUGUAUUUAUUUAUUUGUCGACGCUUUCACGCAAGGGGUUUCUCAAGGGCUGGAAGGUGGAAAAUGGGUGCUUAGUAGCACAGGCCCCCAAAGGCGUGUUUGUGAUGGGUGGUUUUUCUUUGGGGUGAAACUGCAGGAAAGUGCUCAGAACGCGUUCUCUGGCUUUGAAUAACUUUUCCAUGGCCUCAACCAGCACUACACACUUAAUCAUGUUUUCACCGUUGUGACUUCUUCAAGGGAA
This is a messenger RNA of Sphaerodactylus townsendi, 2959 nucleotides long. It is a transcript of the gene CSRNP1, whose product is annotated as cysteine and serine rich nuclear protein 1. NCBI's taxonomy places the organism in Eukaryota, Metazoa, Chordata, Lepidosauria, Squamata, Sphaerodactylidae. Gene Ontology annotation, biological process: regulation of transcription by RNA polymerase II. Bases 266 to 2026 code for a protein of 586 amino acids. The transcript is spliced from 5 exons. Gene Ontology annotation, cellular component: nucleus. Gene Ontology annotation, molecular function: sequence-specific DNA binding; DNA-binding transcription factor activity, RNA polymerase II-specific. The record is from RefSeq and is a predicted model, not a curated record.